Seriola dumerili (greater amberjack) is the source of this 5099-nucleotide messenger RNA. RefSeq lists its product as uncharacterized. The transcript has 22 exons. Gene Ontology annotation, molecular function: phospholipid binding; actin filament binding. The record is from RefSeq and is a predicted model, not a curated record. Gene Ontology annotation, cellular component: cortical actin cytoskeleton; cell junction; Z disc. NCBI's taxonomy places the organism in Eukaryota, Metazoa, Chordata, Actinopteri, Carangiformes, Carangidae. Gene Ontology annotation, biological process: muscle cell development; actin cytoskeleton organization. Bases 33 to 5099 code for a protein of 1688 amino acids.
AGGCUGAUAAUACAGUGUUUGCUAUUAAUAACAUGAGGAAAAGCAUAUCUGCAUCCAAAAAGCUGGACAGCUUCGGAGACAGAGAAAUCCGUGACAUUGCCAGUCAAAUCAUGAUGCUAGAUGUUAGCGUGUCCCAGCUGUCUAAUCUCCAUCCCGCCCUGGCUGCUGGCGUCACACAGAAGCAGAGUGAGGUGAAGGACUGCUGGGCACUUCUUCAGAAGGUUUUAAGGAGUGACAGGAACACACUCUCUCCCAUUGGCUCCGCUUUCACCAGGGAAGAUGCUGACCCCCUGACACUGGCCCGAGAACCCCACUGCAACGUGGGAACGGAGCCACAAAGGAUCAUGGGAAAGGAGGUGAAGGAGGAGCAGAAUCGACUGAAAGGCUGUGUGAGUAUUGUUGAAUGUGGGAGUGGUAGGAGAACACCGAGCAGCCAAAGCCAGGAACAGCAAUCAGUGAACCACACCUCUUCGCCCAUGGGAGACAGCCCUGGCCGUGCAAAUGAUGUCAUGGUCAGACAUCAAUUGAAGGGGGAAAGCAGGAAGCCCAGAGCAGAGCCUAAAGUUGCCUCUGUCCCACAAGGCCACCCACAGCUUCACAUACAGCUUCAGAAGUUCACCGUGUCUGCUGACAAGACUCUGUCCUGGCUGAAAGACAACGUGUCCAUGGCCACACAGGUGUGUUCAAUAGCCAGCUUUGAGGGACUGGAGGCUGCCAGGAGGUAUCAACACACUCUGGAACAAGAAAUCCUCACUAACAGAGCCAGGAUAGAGGUGGUCAAAAGGGAGGGCCACGGACUGGUCCGUGCACAGCACCCAGGCAGCGCCAAGAUCGAGGAGUUCCUCGGCCAGCUGGAAGUCCUGUGGGAAGAGUUGCGGAGGAGGCACCAGAGGAACGCUGUGUUUCUGCAGGCCUCAGAGGAGCUUGGUUUUAGGGUUGUAAAAGUGCUCCAGGCCCUGGGCAGCCUGGAGGCCUGGUUGGAGUCCGUGGAGCUUUCCAUAAAGGAAUCUGCGCUAGCCGGUGACCCAGAAACAAUGAGCAUGGCUGAGAGGGAGAGCUGUCUUCUGGAGAAAGAAGUGGCAGCACGCAGCCUGGAGCUCAGUGCUCUGAGGCAAGAGGUGGACCGUCUCCACAGCCACAGUCACCCACACACACAAUGCCUGCCAGCACGCAUGGAGGAGGUGGAAAGAAAGUACCACCGUGUCCAGAGUGCCCUGACCCAGCAGAGCUCAGAGCUGCAGGACACACGAAUGCUGACCGAGUUCCUGGAGCGCGUGGAGCUGGAGGAGAGCCAGGACGGCUGCAAGUAUAGCCUGGGCCAGCCUCUCCACAGUGAGAUUUCCUCAGCUCCUACAUUGCUUGGACUACAAAGCAGUAGCAGUGGUGAGCCCCUGAUAGAAAGCAUGGGGGACCCUGUGGAGGAACUACGUGAGGCUGUAGAGAUGCUGAAUGACACUGUUAGGGAAAGAGGCCGAUCACAGAGCCAUGACCAGGCCAUCCAGGAGCUGCUGAGCAAGCAUGCCAGCCUGGCAGUGCGCGUGGAGGAGUGCUUAUGCUGCAGCAAGGAGCUCAGCCUGGACAUACUAGAGAGGGAGACAGACAUGGCUGUCCAGUGUGAGCCAGACCGCUGCGGCCUAGAAGCUCUGCAGGAGAAGCAGGACCACCUGGAGAUUGACUAUGAAAUCAUCAGGGAGGAGGUGAAGGAGAUGGAGAACCUGGCUUCUCGGUUGGAGGAGCUGUGCCCAGAGAGAGUCCACGUACUCGGGGCAAAGAUCCAGGCUAUGCUGCAGGCCUGGACCGAGCUGGGAAAGAGUGUGACGGAGAACAAAUCCCGUCUGCAGGAAUUUGUGCAGCUCCAGGACUUCUUCAGGAGCUACCUCGCCAUGAUCUCAUGGACAGAAGACACCAGGUCAUGCAUUUUCUCAGAUACCGCCUUGCAUCUUGGGAAAGAUGGGCAGAGGCCCCUGGCUGCAGAGCUGGACAUACAGAUUGAGCAAAAGUUUGAGGAGUUUGAUGAGCUGGCAGCCACAGGGAGGGACGUUUUAGACAAAGAACACCACCUCACACAGAUGGUUAGAGAACGCAUGGAAGAACUGAGGAGUAUGCUUGGAUGGAUCUUGGUGCAUUGGAGGGCUCAGAAACAACAGUGGCUUCACAAGAAGAGCAGACAGGAGCCUUCACAAGAUAACAUUUACUCUGAGGCCACAAUGUACUCCCCAUUAACAGAGAGUUUAGCUCCUGAGCUGGAGGCCUACCAGUCCCAUCAGUCCCCAGUCAUCAGCAUUGAUGAAGACAAAUUAAAGGCAGCAGGAGACAGCCAAUCCUCAUCCCUCCUGCCCAGACAAACUGGACAACAGGAGGAGAAGCAGAUAGAGGAUGGGUACGAGGUCAUGAACAGUAUUGGACCACGUGGGGGCGAGGCUUCCUCCUCAGAGUCUCCCAAACCCUCCAUUGUGGUCCUCAAAGAGCCAAACAGCCCCACUCUAGGGGGCACGGUCAACCUCAUCCUUAGCUUUGGUAACACAGGGGACAGCCAAGUUCAGUUGCUUGACCCACCUGCUAGGACUGAUGAGGUAGUGGAGGACACCUCUGAGCCUGUCCACAGGGUAAGUACCUACUUGCAUGUCAAAGAUAACAACUUGGCUGCGGCCCCCGUGUAUGAGAGUAUCACCCUGCCCCGCCAAAAGAGCCGCUCUGGAGCCUCAGCCUCCCCUACUUUCCUGUCAUCCUCAUCCUCCUCGCCAUCUUCCUCUACACCUGCACCUCAGAUGACCAACGUAACCUUCCACCCUCUGAUGGGGAGCGGCAGCAGCUCCAUCUUCAGCAGCCUCAAGAGAAUGGGCAAGAAAAGAAAGAGAAAGAGAGAUGCUCGCAGACACACUAUCCAGAAAAUCAUGGGGGUGGAAGAGCAAACAGAAGGGAUGCCUCAUUAUGCCUGUGAGACAAUCACAUAUGACACACAUACAUGGCCGCUGAAGGAAGGCAGGAGGAAGAAGAGUUCACCAAAGAGCCCAGCCAGUGGGGAUGGAGUAGACGCUAUAGCCUAUAUGAAGAAUCCCUUGUUGAGGGACAUUGAUACAGAGUGUUCAGGAGAAUACAGCAUUACUCCUUAUGCUGUAUCAGAAGGGCCAACCACUUUAUCUUCCACAAGCCAGGUGAGAAGCCACUGCAGAUUCCUCUCUUUGGGCUCUGUGCUGAGCUUUGACCUACCUAAGGACAUGACCCUCAUCCCCAGCAUUCAGGACAUCAUCACAAUUGCCCCCCCUGAGUCCAAAAAAGGAGCAGGGACUGAUCCGGACCCCCACUCCCAGAGACACUCAGCCCUGAGCUCUUUCAAACAGACUCGGCCCACUCCUGCCAUCACACACAGUUCAUCAGAUUUCAUCUUCUCUGAAACACAGACUUCGACAGUUGGAGCUAAAGCUCUUCCUGAUGUGGACAAGAGUUCCCAACCACCGCCUCCUCUUUCCGCGCGUGAUGAUGAGGAUCAGACUGUACCAUGCAACGACCUGUCUAAAACCCAGUUCAGUCUGCAGGAGGAUGCAGAACAGGAGUGGGAUAAAAUGUCAUCCGAGGUUAAAACCAGUACAGCUGACAGGGAUGGGACCAGCCAGCCUUCUCAGCUCCCUAUUUAUGUGAACCAAGCCCAAAGUACAGCUGCACAUAAACAUGAGUGCCCUAGUGUCCACACACUCAUUCGCGACCUAAAUGGACACCAGUACCACAAAACUGCAAGACCUCAUAGUGUGCGUGAAGAGAGCCCUGGACUUCAGUGCCUGAGCCAAGCUUCUCACAUGGUAGUGAAUCUGAAGUCAACAGUGAGUGUGAGUGUUCGUCAGGACUCAGUGGACUCUGGUAUCUCCACUUCCAGCAGCAUCAAGCUUUGCACUGAUGCACCAUGUCCAGAUAUCCUGCAGCCUAAGGGAGUAGUGGGGAGGCUCAUGUCCCUUGAAGUGGGAGGUAUAGACUGCACUAAAUCAAGAGAGAACAGUGUAACACCCUCAGGCCUGUCUCCAGACACCGCAGAGCUAGAAACAGAGCCUGUCCACCUCGACCAUCAGCAGUUUGAAGAGGAAGAAGAAGAACUGGAGGACAUCUGGAAUCAGACUACUAACUACAGACAGAGCAUCUGCUCAGACAUCAUGUACCAGCCCGAACAGGAAGACACCGUACCCUCAGACCAAUCCAGAGAGCCUCGUUCUCGGUCGCCUUCACCUAAGACACCGGCUGUGCUCUACAGGAACCUGGUCACAGCCUCUGCACCCAACCUCCUCGUGGCAGAGUUCAGACUGCCGUCCCACAUUCAGAGCUUGCUUGGUUAUGACAAGGACCAGAGUCCCAAAAGUCACCUCCCUCCACUGGCUAUAGGAGACAGGAGGUCGUGGGCAGCAUUUCCCAACAGGGAACCAGCCAGCAAGACUGCAGUGACAGUGAAUGAGACAGCAUCUGAUCCAGUGAAGCUGCCGGAUGUGGGCGACAAUCAGAGAUACAUUUAUCAAUACAGAGAGGAUGAGGAGGAGGAACAGGAGGUGAAGGAGGCAAAUGUGGGGGAGGAGGUGGAUGAGCGCACAGGUUGUUUGAAGGACCAGUCCAUGAGUCUACUGUCCAUCCAUAUGGAUUUGGAUGGGGCCUGUUGCCAAAGAAAAGCCUCACAAAGCCUGGAGGACAUGGAGAAGCAAGAACAGCUGAUGGCCACAGGAGGGCGCUGUUUCACCCUGAGUGGAAAGCCUGAGCUGCAGUCAAUGGAGGGAACGCUCGAGAGGAAGCAAAAGCUGCAGCUGGGUGGAAAGAAAGCGACCUCCAGAGGCUGGAACUCCUACCAUGCUGUCCUAUAUAGACACACCUUGUGCUUCUACCAGGAGAGAAAGGAUACACUGAGGAGUUCUGCAUGUGGUCUGCCGCUGAACCUCAUGGGAGCUGAGUGUUCACCUGCACCAGAGUACACCAAAAAACCCAACUGCUUUCGACUACGGCUCCGUGAUGGGUCUGAAUAUCUGCUCAAUGCACCCUCACGCUUUAUGAUGAAGAAAUGGAUGAUGAAAAUACAAGCAAACACAGGUAAACAUAAUUAUUUCAAAGCUCAUUUAUGCCAUGAGUGA